AUGGUACAGAAGAGAUCUUGGCAUGGCUGCAUGCCCCGUCUUGUUCUACUCUUACUUUGUUUGCGCUUUCUUCAGGAGGGGUCGACGAGAGGCAUUGUGCAAAAUCCCAAUCCAGGCUUUGUGCACGGCCUUUGCCGGCCACCAACAGCGUUUCCGAGACCGACAGCACUCCCGGCAACAGCCGAAAUGGCGGGAGAGCAUGUUAAUCGCAUAUGGUGGGUGAAAAUGAAUGAGUACCAGCAACAAGUCUGGGCUUUGUCCAACGCGCUCGCGGGAUUGCUGAGAGACACCGAAGCUUCCAAGUUUCCCCCGACCUUGCGUCAGAAGACGCGAGAGCUGCAACAGAGCUGCGACAGGCUUCAGCACUACAUUGCUACGUCUACCUCCCGCAUUCGGAAGGACGUUUCAGAGUGCAUUGAAGAUCUUGAGGCCAUCCAACCAUCCACUCAGAACUCUGCCAGACUGCGCAGGAAGUUGAGCAAUGUGGAAGAAUACCUGACGGAUAUCAGUGAGACAUUUCAAAGCCAGGAGUCACGGGCUCAGGAUUUGGAGUUUGAGAUUCGAUGCCUUGAAGAUGACUUUUUCCGUUUGCAGAAGGAGACAGAGCAGACAACCACAGGCUAUGAGUUUGGAGUGAAAGUCUUUGCGGUGUGUGCCGUGGUCGCCUUUGCCGCUGUUGCCAUUCCUGCCAUAGCAACAGCCGGUGGAGCAGCAGCAGCUGGGACUGCUGCGGCUGAGGGGGCUGCUUUGACAGUGGGAGGCGCAACUGUUGCUGAAGGGGCUGCUGUAGCAGCAGGAACUGCAGCGGUAGCCGAAGGGGCUGCUGUAGCAGCAGGCACUGCUGCAGCAGUUGAAGGAGCAGCAGCUGCCGGUAUCAGUGCUGAAGCUGUGGCUGUUCUUUCAGGGGGUGCAGCACUUGCGCUCAAAGGUGGCGCAGAUGGCUGCCGUCAACUCGCGGAGUUUCUGGAUCGUCAGCAACAUUCCGUUUCAGAACAUCGGGGGUUUGUGAAGCAGCUUGAGACUGAAAUUGAUGUGAUGAAAGAUGAUAUUUCCAAUCUUGAGAAGCGCUUAAAUAGAGCAAGUGAUGCUAUUGAAGAUGAUGAUCUCGAGGAUGCUGCUCGUAUUUGUGGCCGUUUGGCUGGGCGGCUGAGUGAACUGGUGUAA
This is a messenger RNA of Symbiodinium sp. CCMP2456, 1164 nucleotides long. Lineage: Eukaryota; Dinophyceae; Suessiales; Symbiodiniaceae. The record is from the annotation of a GenBank genome assembly.